Molecule: messenger RNA, 5650 nt
Organism: Plasmodium vivax (malaria parasite P. vivax)
Lineage: Eukaryota; Apicomplexa; Aconoidasida; Haemosporida; Plasmodiidae
Exons: 5
Coding region: 458-5650 (1730 amino acids)
Source: RefSeq, a predicted model, not a curated record
UACAUACAUACAUACAUACAUACAUACAUACAUACAUACAUACAUACAUACAUACAUACAUACAUACAUACAUACAUACAUACAUACAUACAUACAUACAUGCAUAUAUACAUGUACAUAUACGUGUUUGCCUCCUUGUGUGUGCAUUGCCCCCUGGGGAUUCAAGGCAGCGCCAUUUUGAGCCACGCGCGGAGAGGCAAACCGGGAGGAGGCAGCUCGGACGAAACGCGCACACGGGAAGGAUUUCCCCACGAGGGGAGAAGAAUAACUGCAGUUGUGGUUGCCCUUGUGUGAAAUUCUCUAAGCGGAAGAGGCCUCCAUCCCCUCCCUGUCGGUGUCACUUCGUUGAGAGAGAGUACAAACCGUUGUAGCACCUACUAAUGCGAAAAAAAAAAAACGAACAUGGGAGCUACACAGAUGUAAAGCUACCCGGCAAGGCUAAUUGCACACAGAAAAAAUGGAAAAAAAAAUUGGGUGUGUAUAUAAAAUUAAGGAGAGCAGGAGGGGGAAAGGCUUGUGUAAGCCCGCUGAUGAAGCGAAAAAGAAGGGGGCGGUGUUGCGCUGCGUUAAUGAUAUGCGGGGUGAUGAAGCAGCCAGCGUGCCUGAUGAAGCAGCAAGCGUGCCUAGUGAUGAAGCCAACGUGCCUGGUGAUGAAGCCAGCGUGCCUAGUGAUGAAGCCAGCGUGCCUAGUGAUGAAGCCAGCGUGCCUAGUGAUGAAGCCAGCGUGCCUAGUGAUGAAGCCAGCGUGCCUAGUGAUGAAGCCAGCGUGCCUAGUGAUGAAGCCAGCGUGCCUGGUGAAGCAACCAGUGUGCCUAGUGAUGAAGCCAACUUGCUUGGCGAUGCCCACUGUAGGACCGAAGCCAGCCCGUUUGCUAAGCGCAGAGGGAUGAACCGCUUUGAAGGUCCACCGUGCAGUAGCAAUGCAGACGAACCACUGUGUGGCCACUCCAAACUUGGGAGAAGUGAUGAAGGAGAGAGUCACCUGAACAGGGCAUGUCUGAAUGACGAAUCGGAUUUGGUAAAGAAGGAGAGUGAAGGACAGCUCCGUUCUUCCAGUCUCCUACCUGAGACUGCAUAUGAGGGGCAAACCGGAGGAGGCAUAAAAAGAGAGGCUGCUCAGAUGCACAGCUUAAUUUGGGAGGAAGACGAGAGUGUGCAAAUGGAUGUCAGCCUUUCUGAGGUACCCCUGGUGGGAAGAACCGAACAUGAUCGAGGAUGCAGUUGUGGUGACGCCGCGUGCGCUAUGUGUGCGGAUGGAGGGUUGGAGGACGUCGAUUGGGUGGACGCUGCUUUGGCAGGUGGCGAUUCGAACGAUUCGAACGAUGCGAACGAUGCGAACGAUGCGAGUAACACCGCCAACUGCGGACGCGGCUGCCACUUCGUAGAGAGCGACCGGGAGGAGGGACUCGGAGGGAUGGGGCCGCCCGAGCAGAACGACAAACAGACGGACAGCGAAGACGACAAUGAAAUAAAAAACAUACUAGACGUGUUGCAGAAUUUGAAAAAAUAUAAUUUUGAUGAGACGGCCAAUUUCGAUAAUGAUGCUCUUUACGAGCCAGUUGAUGAUGACGCGGAGGAUGAGGAGACGGGGAAGGGCAGAGUGGACCCCUUUGUGCAGGAGAGGAACGCCCCCUUUUUGGAGAGCGAAUAUGUUUUUAAGGACCCUACUGGUGAGGCUGCCGCAAACGGGGUGGCUACCACCAACGGGGUGGAGGGCGAUGCCGCUAACGACAGCAACGAGCAGGAGUACCUCGAUCUGCAAAAGAUAAAGGAGAAGUACAGGCGGUACAAUUUCUCCCUAAGCGAUGUUGAUGAGGAGGGGGAGGCCGAGCACGUGGAGGAGUCCAGGCAGUCAAAGGGGUACACGCACACAGGGGAAGACGAAAGUUACCAGCGUGAGGAAGAGGAACCCACUGAUAAACCGCACGAAGGUGAAGUAAAAGGGGAAGAAGAGAGGGGUGGAACAAACGACGUCGCGGGGGAAAUGCCGCAUGAGGACAAGCACAUGUCUCACGCGGUCGACGGUGCGGACGCAGAUCAUAUGAUGAACACUCCAAAUAAGGUUAAAAAAAAAAAGAAAAAAAAAAGGAGCGCAAAAAAAGGAAAAACAUAUUCUGAGCAUUGUGAAGGGGCGGGUGUCGGAGGAGAUGAUAACGGAGACGGCGACGAUGGGAGUGUCCCCAGUAGUGGCCAGCGGGUGAGUAGCGGGGACCGUGCCAGUAGCGAACAACGGGUCAGCGGUGACGAGGGGCAGGGCAACCCCCCUGGGGAGACCGCUGCAGCCGAAGACGGCGAAUCGAAGGUGGUGACUACAAAAAGGGAACCCAUCCCAAACGAGAGGAAGAACAACCACGAUGGAGGUGACCUGCAUGAAUGCAACAGCGCAACCGAGUCAGGCGUGCCAUCUGGCAAGGACGAAGACGAACGCGAGGAGAAGAUGAGAAGGAAGAAGCUGCUCAAGCAAAACAUUUGCAGCUUAAGCAAUAAGGGGAGGGAUAGCCAGACGGGUGCCGGCCAUAUUGACGUAAGGGGUGCCGACCAUAUUGACGCAAUGGGUGUCGCCCACUUUGACGUAACGGCUGCACCGCAGAAUGGAGGCGCUUCGACGAAUGCUACCCUGCAGAACGAGGCGGAGAGCACGAAGGGCGUGGGGAACCCCCCAUAUGGGGACCUCUCGGAGGAAGUGAGGAACAUAAUGAAUUCGAAUGGCAGUGAUGGGGAGGAGGAGAACCACUUGGAGUUUGACCACUACUUGAUUAAGCUGCAUAAUUUGAAGAGCCUGCUUCGGCAGGAGACCAUUCAGAGUGAUGAGGACGGCGGGGGGGAAACGGCGCCGGUGCGGGGGAGCGCGGCCAAGGGGGGGGGGGCAGACGGGGAAGGGGAAGAAGAUGAGGAAGAUGAGGAAGUUGAAGAAGGGGAAGAAGUCGAAGUAGACCGAGACGACGGCGUGGAUGCGGACGAGCGGCCCAGUGCGAACCCCCCGGAGGAGCCUACCCCCUUGAGGGCGCGCAAGAGGGGCCCCCCCGGAGAGGCGGCGGGCGACGCGCAGGCAGCCCAGGUGGAGCUGUUCGCCGAAAGGAACAGCCGCCUCAAAAGGGAAGUGAAAAGUCUACAAAGAGAAAUGGCCAGGUACAAAAAAAUGGAAAAGACAUUCCACAAAAAUAGAGAGAAAUAUAAAACAAAACUGACGCUAAUUAGAGAAUACGAAAAGAAAAUCGACCACAUGAUAAUGGAUUUGAAGAAGCUAAAGGACACAUGCACGAGCAAAGAAAAAAAGUUGGCAAGAUUUGAAGAGAUAGUAAAAUACAUGAAUGAGCAGUUCGCCAUGAGCAAGAUCCAAUUUGAAAACAAAAUGAAUGAGUAUGUCCUCUUUUUAAAAAAAAAGGACUCGGAAAUUUACAUGCUAAAGGAAAUUAUAAAAGAAAAGGAGAAAAUCGUCACCUUUAAUGAAAGCAUUCUGAAGCAGUACAAACACGACAUCGAUGACAUGUUGAGGCAGAACAUCGAGCGAGUGGAACAUGUUAAGGCCAAACUGAAGACGCAGCAAGAUCUCAUUGCAGAUAAGGAGAGUAAAAUUAAAACGCUCGAGCAGGACGUUAGGGGCUACGCAGAGCAGUUAAAUAAAAUGGACAACGAAAUGAAGAAGGUGCUUUACCAAAGGGAGGUGGACGAUGAGAGGAGGAAAGAAAUAGAGAGCAAUUAUCAGAAGGAGAAAAAAAAAAACGAAAAUUUGACCACCCAAGUGGAGCAACUCGGGAGGGAAAAACAAGACCUACAUUACAAAGUGGAAAGUUUGCUGCAGAGCGAAAAGAGUAUUCUGAACGGCAAGGCAGAAUUGGCCGAAAGUCAAAAGGUGUUAACCGUGGAGAAUGAACAAAUGAAAAAGGAGAGAGAAGUGCUCCUAAAUGAGAGGGCGCAAAUGGAGGAGCGGUGCAACUUGCUCAGCGCCGAAAAUGGGAAAAUGAGUGACCAAAUGGAAAUCCUCCAAAGGGAAAAAAACGAACGGGAGAGUGAGCUAGCCAGGUUGACGGGGGAGGCAACCAAGCUGAAGGAGGAUCUCUCCAAAUUGAAAGAAGAAAAGGACCAAAUCGAGGCGAAAAAUCUCACCCAGCAGGGCGAAAAAGACACCCUGAAAAAUGCGCUGGAAGAGACGAAGCGCAAGAUGGAGGACUGCGUGAGGGAAAAUGAAAAGCUGAAAGGCAUUCUAAACGAUGUGACCUCCAAAAAUGAGCAGCUCUCCUCAAAAAGGGAACAGGAAGAACAAAGGAUGAAGGAACAAAUAAAAGAUCUGGAAGACAAACUGGCGGAGCACAACACGCUGUAUUGCAAGGAAAAGGAAGUCAUUCACAAUUUGAGCGAGGAGAAAAAUAAAUUCAUUAAAGAAUGCGAAAGGUUAAAAAGUAGGAACAAAAAAAUCAUCUCCAAGUUGAAGGAAAAUCAAGUGAAAAAUAAAGCAAAGGUAGACGAAAUGGAAAGAGAAAAAAAACAAUCUGUGCAGAUGGAAAAGGAUCACUUCGCGCAAAAGGUAAAUUCACUCGAGGAGGCCUUCCAAAGUACGUACAAUGAACUUCAGGAAGAAAAAAACUCUCUGAAGGAAGAACUCCAUGAUGUCAAAAUGGCAAAUGAGGACUUGAAAAAAAAGGCUCAAAAUCUCCACAACGUAAAUGAAGUACUAAUCAAAGAAAUGAAAACCUACAAUGAGGAGAAGGAUAAGUUCAUCAAAGGGUUGAAGAACAUCAAGCUGGCAUACCUCAAGAUGAGGAAAGAAAAUGAGCAGCUUAAAACGGACGCCUUUUCAUACAUUAAAAAGGACGUGGAGGAAAACUACAUCCCCCUCUCUGCACACAAGCAGCUUUUGCACGAACAGAAGAGCUUGGCUGAGGAGAAAGAAACACUUCAGACGCAGCUCAAGGAACACGAGACCCUCAUCGCACAGCUGAAUAGGGACAAAGCAGACUUGGGAGAAAGCCUGAGCAGACUCUCCAAGGAGAACGAGGAGCUCAGCACCAACAUCCGCGUUAAGAAUAAGAUCACGGAGGAUGUCACGGCCAACGUGGAGAAACUCAAAAGUGACCUGACCAGCAAGGAUGAAGAAGUGAAGAAAAAGGCCAUGGAAGUUAAAAAGAUGGAGCGCGACUACAAAAAGCUCCUGGACGAUUACAAGAGUGAAAAAAAAAAUAUAAUUUCAAAAUAUGAAAAUGAGCUGGACGAUUAUCUGCGAAAGUGCGAGUUGGCGCACGCCAAGUAUAAGAAGUGCGAGGAGGAGAUGAAGGAACUGAAAAAUAAACUCAAGGUGAAGGACGAAGUGAUAGAAUACACACACAAGGAAAUUGAAAACAUUAAGGAGUCCUUCUGCAACGAAUACGAAUGCAAAAUUAAGGACGUCGUGGAGGAGAAGGACAAGGAGGUGUACGCCAUCCAGAGGAGGUGCAAGGAGCUGCACGAGGACAACAACAUGAACAAAAGCGAAAUCGCCAAGCUAAACAAACUGCUGGAAGACGCAAAUAAGAAAAUAAAGAAGAGAGACAUGGAAAUGUACAUUCUGCUGGAACAAAACAAAAAGCAGAAGGAGAAGGCAGCCAAAAAAAUGACCAAGGUGAACGAGCUGCUCAACAACCUGCAGAAGGAGUACACGGAUAGCAUUCCGUGA